Molecule: messenger RNA, 1028 nt
Organism: Lactuca sativa (garden lettuce)
Lineage: Eukaryota; Viridiplantae; Streptophyta; Magnoliopsida; Asterales; Asteraceae
Product: Integral membrane HPP family protein
Source: RefSeq, a predicted model, not a curated record
ACGGCCAACACACACAUACACUUGUCCUCUCAACUUGUCAGGCCUAUUUGUUUCCGUAAAUUUUCGCCUACAUACCCACCGUUUCCUUCACUCCAUCUCCAAUGUCUGCAGUUUCUUCUUCAUACAUCUCCAAUAUUGUAAGGAUCCGCCAAGAUACCCAUCAUGCAUUUCCGUUCCGAUUGCGUCUGCCGCCGAGUCUCGUCGGAGCCUCCGGCAUCAGAAGAAGAAGAAGAAGAGCAACUUCGGAGUCCCAAUCAAAAACCAGAUUAGGCGUUGGGGUUAGAGUUAGAGCAACGGGGAAGUUGGCUACUGGGACUUUAAACUGGGACUCUUGGAAACCUGAUCAGGGUUCGAAGGCUCCUUCACUUAGUGACAUCUUUUGGCCAUCUGCAGGUGCAUUUGCAGCCAUGGCUGUGUUGGGGAAGAUGGACCAGAUGCUGGCUAAAAAGGGAGUCGCAAUGACAAUAGCACCACUUGGAGCUGUUUGCGCUGUCCUUUUUGCCACUCCUUCAACCCCCGGUGCUCGGAAGUACAAUAUGUUUAUGGCUCAAAUGGGUUGUGCAGCAAUUGGUGUAUUAGCCUUCUCAUUUUUCGGACCCGGUUGGCUCGCUCGCAGCACUGCCCUUUCUGCAUCCCUAGCCUUCAUGAUAUAUACUCGUUCAGUUCAUCCACCUGCUGCGAGUUUGCCAUUGUUAUUUAUCGAUGGGCCAAAAUUUCAUCACUUGAAGUUUUGGUAUGCUUUGUUUCCUGGUGUAGCUGGAUGCCUUGUUCUCUGUUUGAUUCAAGAAGUGGUGUGUUACUUGAAAGACAAUGUUAAGUUCUAAGCAAAGUUAUGGGGCUUACAAUUUUGGGGAAAACUGGUUUCGUGUUGAAAAGAGGGAAAUACGAAGUCAAACAUGUGUUUGUGAUUUUUUUUUUUUCUCAAAUGAGAUGAAUGGUAAAUCAUUUUUAGGGGUGAUGGAUAUGGUGACUUGUAAAUCCUGUAAUCAAGUUUGUACAUCAUUAUAAAACGUGUCUAUAUUUGGUUC